CUGAAGGAGAUAUUCCGGUGGCGGCUGAAGUUGAGGGAGAACCGGCGGCGGCGGCUGAACUUGAGGGAGAACCGGCGGCGGCAGCGGCUGAACUUGAUGGAGAACCGGCGGCGGCUGAACUUGAUGGAGAACCGGCGACGGCUGAACUUGGCGGAGAACCGGCGGUGGCGGCCAUGGACGACGUCACUGAGCUUGAUGGAGAAAUUCAGCAAAAUGAGAGUGACGAUGGUUCAAUAAAAGCUCCGGAUGUUGGUAUGGAAUUUGAUAGCAAAGAAGCAGUGUGUGAUUUUUACAAGACAUAUGGGAAGCGUUUAGAGUUUCCCGUACGAACUCUGAGUGCCACCAAACACAAAAAUGGCAACCUAACACAAAAACCGCCAAAAAGGACCAUUGGAGAAGGGGAAGAAGAAAUCAAGUGCUAGG
This is a messenger RNA of Cuscuta europaea, 423 nucleotides long. The record is from the annotation of a GenBank genome assembly. Lineage: Eukaryota; Viridiplantae; Streptophyta; Magnoliopsida; Solanales; Convolvulaceae.